AUACAACGAGGUAGAUACAUAGAGGUAGGAUGCCUACAAAGCAAGACCUCUCGGACUUGGUAAAAUUUUUGAAGUUAGUAGGCUUCUGGCCGUAUUUGGGCGACAGACCUAACAAGGUAAAGAGAUGGAUUCAGAUUUUUAGGUUGGUCAUCUUUGUCAAGUCGGUUUCAUUGUGGAUCCUCUCAGCUUAUAUAGUCGGAGCUGCCGAUUUCUUAAAGAAGAUCUACGCAGGAAUAGUCCUGUGUACCCCGUACAUGGUCAUACAGACGAUAUUCAUAUUCUGCAACGGCCAUCACCUCCAGUCUUUCGUGAGGAUGUUGGCGAAUACCCUUGCGAAGAGAAACGAACCGUGGCAGCAAGAGAUCCUCAACAGCUUGCUGAAUCCUCUUUGGAAGAUCAUCCGCAUCUCCACUUUCUAUUCUCUUCUUCUCCUCACAGUCGCUUUUUACGGUCCGAUACUCUACGACACACUCUCCACUAUUUUCAUGAACGCCGAGCCGCUCAACUUGAACGUCACUAUAGAUGGUCUGCUGCCUUCGGUCAAGAAGGGUAACUUCUUCUACUACUUUCUGCAAUGGUACAACGCGUUCCUCGAAGGGUUGGGUCUAGCCCACUUCAUCGGAUUGGUGUCCAUCCUACCUCUGUUGGUGAACUAUAUCAGGGUCGAAAUCAAAAUAUUGUGUAAGAAAAUUGAUGAGUACAGCAGGAAAGGGAACUCUGAAAAAGAAGCCUUACUUAGAGAAAUAAUAGAAGAUCAUAUCAAUAUAAUGAGGCUUACAGAGCUCACGAAUAAGUUCCUGGCCGCUCCCUUAAUCCUCCAGAACGUGGCAGCUGCAGCGGCCAUCACACUCUUCACCUACGCUAUGACCAAUUCAAUAUCUCAGCAUAACCAUCAAAUUGAAAUCGUAUGUGACUCCAUCCUGAUCUUGCCUGUUUACGACCAUAGGGUCUCCCAAGAGUUCAAGUGUAUCAAGUUGGCUCAGCCAACCUUCCUUGAAGGAAACAGGUGUGAUGAAGGUCUCCUUAAGUUCGCAUUCGGUAAGGUUGCUCUCACUAAGAAACUGGUUAAAGCUGGCUAUGAUUCUUUUUACAAGCUGGAUGUGUGGAUUGUAACUGGCGACAUUGCUCAAUAG
Molecule: messenger RNA, 1133 nt
Organism: Nezara viridula (southern green stink bug)
Lineage: Eukaryota; Metazoa; Arthropoda; Insecta; Hemiptera; Pentatomidae
Source: the annotation of a GenBank genome assembly